AUGUCGCCCUGCUGUUUGCCGUUUGGCAUGUCGCCCUGCUGUUCUCCGUUUGGCAUGUCGCCCUGCUGUUCUCCGUUUGGCAUGUCGCCCUGCUGUUCGCCGUUUGGCAUGUCGCCCUGCUGUUUGCCGUUUGGCAUGUCGCUCUGCUGUUUGCCGUUUGGCAUGUCGCCCUGCUGUUCUCCGUUUGGCAUGUCGCCCUGCUGUUCUCCGUUUGGCAUGUCGCCCUGCUGUUCUCCGUUUGGCAUGUCGCCCUGCUGUUCUCCGUUUGGCAUGUCGCCCUGCUGUUCUCCGUUUGGCAUGUCGCCCUGCUGUUCUCCGUUUGGCAUGUCGCCCUGCUGUUCUCCGUUUGGCAUGUCGCCCUGCUGUUCUCCGUUUGGCAUGUCGCCCUGCUGUUCUCCGUUUGGCAUGUCGCCCUGCUGUUCUCCGUUUGCAUGUCCCGCCCUGCUGUUCUCGUUUGGUCAUGUCGCCCUGCUGUUUCGCCGUUUUGGCAUGGUCGCCCUGCUGUUCGCCGUUUGGCAUGUCGCCCUGCUGUUUCGCCGUUUGGCAUGUCGCCCUGCUGUUCGCCGUUUUGGCAGUCGCCCUGCUGUUCGCCGUUUGGCAUGUCGCCCUGCUGUUCUCCGUUUGGCAUGUCGCCCUGCUGUUCUCCGUUUGGCAUGUCGCCCUGCUGUUCGCCGUUUGGCAUGUCGCCCUGCUGUUCUCCGUUUGGCAUGUCGCCCUGCUGUUCGCCGUUUGGCAUGUCGCCCUGCUGUUCGCCGUUUGGCAUGUCGCCCUGCUGUUCUCCGUUUGGCAUGUCGCCCUGCUGUUCUCCGUUUGGCAUGUCGCCCUGCUGUUCGCCGUUUGGCAUGUCGCCCUGCUGUUCGCCGUUGUGCGCUGCCAGACUCCAUUCAAAUGCAAAGGCUUACCCAUCGUUUGUGACAUCACAAUGUCAUCUCCAUCGACCAUGGCUGUCAAUCAUCGUCGAUAUACGAUGCUUCCGUAAUGUUGCCCCAACCCUAGCUGAGGCCACAGCGAAUAGAGAGAGAGAGAGAGAGAGGACUGAGAAAGAGUGUUUCUAUGGAGGGCCUUAGAGAAAGAGAGAGUGCUUUUAUGGGGGGGCCUAAGAGAGAGAAUGUUUCCAUGGGGGGCCUUAGAGACUGUGUCUUAUACUGGGAGGAGAGGAGCUUAAAUCGAUACAAUACCCCACUGUGGGCUUUCUCUAAUGCAGUCACUCCAUUAAGGCGUGGUGGUGUGGGUCUUGUGGAGGAGAGGGAUUGAGUGUUUGGGUGGAGGAGAGGGAGUGAGUGUUUGGGUCGUGGAGAGGGAUUGAGUGUUUGGGUGGUGGAGAGGGAGUGAGUGUUUUGUGUGGUGGAGAGGGAGUGAGUGUUUUGGGUGGUGGAGAGGGAGUGAGCGUUUUGGGUGGUGGAGAGGGAGUGAGUGUUUUGUGUGGUGGAGAGGGAGUGAGUGUUUUGGGUGGUGGAGAGGGAGUGAGCGUUUUGGGUGGUGGAGAGGGAGUGAGUGUUUUGGGUGGUGGAGAGGGAGUGAGUGUUUUGGGUGGUGGAGAGGGAGUGAGCGUUUUGGGUGGUGGAGAGGGAGUGAGCGUUUUGGGUGGUGGAGAGGGAGUGAGCGUUUUGGGUGGUGGAGAGGGAGUGAGCGUUUUGGGUGGUGGAGAGGGAGUGAGCGUUUUGGGUGGUGGAGAGGGAGUGAGUGUUUGGGUGGUGGAGAGGAAGUGAGUGUUUUGGGUGGAGGAGAGGGAGUGAGCCUGAUAUCAACCCUAAUGUUACCUUAGCCUGAUAUCAUCCCUGACAUUGAUGUAUUCCACUACCUUCAGGAUCUCAUUCCCCACCACAAUAGUUAGUCAGCGUAUUUCUCAGUGGUCUGACUGUCUUCUCAGACCGCUCUCUGAGAAGACGUUCUGUUGAACAGGUAAAGCUGAAGGGGGUGUGGUCUUCCGUGGUGAGGGACUUUACUCAAACAUUUCAAUAAGGAAAUUCUAAUGUCAAAGUCACUACUGUAUUUCACUAAAAACGGAAGUAGCCUACUAUCUCGCCAAAGGUGUCUUUUCUCUCAAAACAGGCCGAUGUGUGAGGCUGUACUUGAAUGCAGAGGUUGGGUGUUUAUUUCCAUUGUAUGCAUGAGAACACAAACUGAAGGGGUUGUUUGCUGACUUUACUGAGGGAGAGACAGAAGCAUGCAGGAUGACUGGGUUUCAGUUGGUGGUUGGUUGAAAUCUGGGAUCUUUUGGCCAGACUUUCUGGUAUCAGCCUACGCCUCUCUUUUUCUUUCAGUCUCUCACUCACACACACACACACACACACACACACACACACCAUGUUCCUUCCUACAGUGAGGGAAACAAGUAUUUGAUCCCCUGCUGAUUUUGUACGUUUGCCCACUGACAAAGACAUGAUCAGUCUAUAAUUUUAAUGGUAGGUUUAUUUGAACAGUGAGAGACAGAAUAACAACAAAAAAAUCCAGAAAAACACAUGUCAAAAAUGUUAUAGAUUGAUUUGCAUUUUAAUGAGGGAAAUAAGUAUUUGACCCCUCUGCAAAACAUGACUUAGUACUUGGUGGAAAAACCCUUGUUGGCAAUCACAGAGGUCAGACCUUUCUUGUAGUUGGCCACCAGGUUUGCACACAUCUCAGGAGGGAUUUUGUCCCACUCCUCUUUGCAGAUCUUCUACAAGUCAUUAAGGUUUCGAGGCUGACGUUUGGCAACUCGAACCUUCAGCUCCCUCCACAGAUUUUCUAUGGGAUUAAGGUCUGGAGACUGGCUAGGCCACUCCAGGACCUUAAUGUGCUUAUUUUGAGCCACUCCUUUGUUGCCUUGGCCGUGUGUUUUGGUUAAUUGUCAUGCUGGAAUACCCAUCCACGACCCAUUUUCAAUGCUCUGGCUGAGGGAAGGAGGUUCUCACCCAAGAUUUGACGGUACAUGGCCCCGUCCAUCGUCCCUUUGAUGCGGUGCAGAAAAACACCCCCAAAGCAUAAUGUUUCCACCUCCAUGUUUGACGGUGGGGAUGGUGUUCAGUGGGGUCAUAGGCACAUUCCUCCUCCUCCAAACACGGCGAGUUGAGUUGAUGCCAAAGAGCUCGAUUUUGGUCUCAUCUGACCACAACACUUUCAUCCAGUUCUCCUCUGAAUCAUUCAGAUGUUAAUUGGCAAACUUCAGACGGGCCUGUAUAUGUGCUUUAUUGAGCAGGGGGACCUUGCGGGCGCUGCAGGAUUUCAGACCUUCAUGGCGUAGUGUGUUACCAAUUGUUUUCUUGGUGACUAUGGUCCCAGCUGCCUUGAGAUCAUUGACAAGAUCCUCCCGUGUAGUUCUGGGCUGAUUCCUCACCGUUCUCAUGAUCAUUGCAACUCCACGAGGUGAGAUCUUGCAUGGAGUCCCAGGCCGAGGGAGAUUGACAGUUACUUUGUGUUUCUUCCAUUUGAGAAUAAUCGCACCAACUGUUGUCACCUUCUCACCAAGCUGCUUGGCGAUGGUCUUGUAGCCCAUUCCAGCCUUGUGUAGGUCUACAAUCUUGUCCCUGACUUCCUUGGAGAGCUCUUUGGUCUUGGCCAUGGUGGAGAGUUUGGAAUCUGAUUGAUUGAUUGAUUGAUUCUGUGGACAGGUGUCUUUUAUACAGAUAACAAACUGAGAUUAGGAGCACUCCCUUUAAGAGUGUGCUCCUAAUCUCAGCUCAUUACCUGUAUAAAAGACACCUGGGAGCCAGAAAUCUUUCUGAUUGAGAAGGGGUCAAAUACUUAUUUCCCUCAUUAAAAUGCAAAUCAAUUUAUAAAAUUUUUGACAUGCGUUUUUCUGGAUUUUUUUGUUGUUAUUCUGUCUCUCACUGUUCAAACAAACCUACCAUUAAAAUUAUAUAAUGAUCAUUUCUUUGUCAGUUGGCAAAUGUACAAAAUCAGCAGGGGAUCAAAUACUUUUUUCCCUCACUGUAUAUGCUUCAUGGUAAAGUUCUUGAAAUAACAGUGUUUUUGUGAAAGCAGCAACUGAGCGACAGUUAAGAACCACCGUGACCUAGCGGUGAACUGAACCUGUAGUCAGAUAAUGGCCUCUGUCAUUUCCAUUUAAAAGGACCCACGAGUACCAACAUGUGAAGUUCAUAGGAGCAUGUCAAAUCUGUUGUCAAAUGAAAGUCUAUAUAUAUAUUUUUUAAUUAAGGCAUACAUACUGUAUAUUAGGAAUAAGCAAAGGCUUUGAUUUUGAUAUAAAUGCAACAUGCAAGAUUUAGUUACAGUUCAUAUAAGGAAGUCAGUCAAUUUAAAUAAAUUCAUUAGGCCCUAAUCUAUGGAUUUCACAUGACUGGGAAUACAGAUAUGCAUCUGUUGGUCACAGAUACCUUUUUAAAAAAGGUAAGGGCGUGGAUCAGAAAAUCAGUCAGUAUCUGGAGUGACCGCCACUCCUUCGCAUAGAGUUGAUCAGGCUGUUGAUUGUGGCCUGUGGAAUGUUGUCCCACUCCUCUUCAAUGGCUGUGCGAAGUUGCUGGAUAUUGGCGGAAACUGCAACACGCUGUAGUACACAUCAAUCCAGAGCAUCCCAAACAUGCUUAAUGGUUGACCUGUCUGGUGAAUAUGCAGGCCAUGGAAGAACUGCGAAAUGUUCAGCUUCCAGGAAUUGUGCAUGAUCUUGCUGAAAUAUGAGGUGAUGGUGGCGUAUGAAUGGCACGACAAUGGGCAUCAGGAUCUCGUCACGGUAUCUCUGUGCAUUCGAAUUGCCAUCGAUAAAAUGCAAUUGUGUUCGUUGUCCGUAACUUAUGCCUGCCCACACUGUAACCCCACCGCCACCAUGGGACACUCUGUUCACAACGUUGACAUCAGCAAACCACUCGCCCACACGACGCCCGAUACAGUUGAAACCGGGAUUCGUCUUUGAAGAGCACACUUCUCCAGCGUGCCAGUGUCCAUCGAAGCUGAGCAUUUUCCCACUGAAGUCUGUUAUGAUGCCGAACUGCAGUCAGGUUAAGACCCUGUUGAGGACGACGAGCACGCAGAUGUGCUUCCCUGAGACAAUUUGUGCAGAAAUUCUUUGGUUGUGCAAACCCACAGUUUCAUCAGCUGUCCGGUUGGCUGGUCUCAGACGAUCCCGCAGGUGAAGAAGCCAGAUGUGGAGGUCUUGGCCUGGCGUGGUUACACCUGGUCUGCGGUUGUGAGGCAGGCUUAUUGUAGAACAUUGGAGGCGGCUUAUGAUAAAGAAAUGAACAUUCAAUUCUCUGGCAACAGCUCUGGUGGAUAUUCUUGCAGUCAGCAGGCCAAUUCCACGCUCCCUCAAAACUUGAGACAUCUGUGGCAUUGUGUUGUGUGACAAAACUGCACAUUUUAGAGUGGCCUUUAUUGUCCCAAGCACAAUGUGCACUUGUGUAAUGAUCAUGCUGUUUAAUCACUUCUUGAUAUGCCACACCUGUCAGGUGGAUGGAUUAUCUUGGCAAAGGAGAAAUGCUCACUAACAGGGAUGUGAACAAAUUUGCACACACAAUUUGAGAGAAAUACGCUUUUUGCGCGUAUGGAAAAUUUCUGGGAUCUUUUAUUUCAGCUCAUGAAACAUGGGACCAACACUUUACAUGUUGCGUUUAUAUUUUUGUUCAGUGUAGUUAUAGUGUUUUUACUGAUAUCUAUUUGGUUUAUGAAUUAUUAAGUGAUUAAAACUCUAAAUUCUGUUACCAAAUUGGUAACGGAAUCUCCGAAAAAUCUGUAACCUCUUGCUCUCCCUCUCUCGCUCUCUCUGCCUCUCUCUCUUCUCUCUCUGCCUCUCUCUCUUCUCUCUCUCUCCAGUUAAUGUCACCUCUCCCGGCUCUUUUUUUUUUUUUUUUUUUUUUUUAUCAUUAUUUUUUUUCUUCAUUAUUUUUUUUCUUCAUUUUUUAUUUAUUUUUGGGGAAUGUAUCAGCUUAAUAUUGCAGAUAGAUUGUAUCUUCUAUCAAUGUAAUUGUCUGCAUCACUUCCAAUCCCCCACCUCUCCCGGCUCUUACUGAAACUUACCCAUGACCCCCCCCUCUCCAUUUAUUGUAACCAGCAUCCUUAUCCACUGAGCACCGACCGACACCGGACGUCCAUGGACGUUGAAUAGUAGUUGAAAUUCAGUCAGUCCACCCUGCCCUUGAUUUCUACGUCCACAGACGUCGUUUUUGGUCCAGUCCGUCAGCCUUGAUUUGCCCGAAACAUAGACUUCCAUGAUUGCUUCAGAUUUGAGCACACAGUAGAGCACACUGCAGUUGAGUACACUGUAAUGUAUUGAACUGUAGUGUAGUGAACGUUACUCUACUGAAUUCUACUCUACUGAACUCUACUGAACUGUACUGAACUAUACUGUAAUGUACUGUACUGAACUCUACUCUACUGAACUGAACUGUACUGAACUGAACUCUACUGUACUGAACUGUACUGAACUGAACUCUACUUUACUGAACUGUACUGUACUCUACUGUACUCUAAUGUGCUGUGCUUUGAUGUCCAAAUGUGUGAAACAUAGACAUCUAUGAUUGGUUUAGAUUUGGUCCAGUCCGGACCAACCAAAUGUAGUCUUGUUUGGGGGCGGAGCUCAUUAAAAUAAUUGUCAGUGUGUAGAAUAAUAACCAAAUAUGCAAAGGAGGAUAUUAUAUUUUUCUACCUUUUGUGUACCUACCUAUUAAAGAUACAAUAUGCAGAAAUCGCUCCACCAUUUCCUGGUUGCUAAAAUUCAAAUAGUUUGCCUAAUUUCAGUUUAUGUGACAAAACAAGCAAUCAUCGAACCAUCUGAUAUAUUUUCAGAAAUCUUUUAUUUUCAGCUGUUAAAUAGGCUGGUGUAUAAAACCAAACGUAAAAGACGCAAAAACUAAAUUUAAGAAGGGGAAGUAUAGAAAUAGUGCACAUAGAACAGAUAUACCGCUUCUUAGACUUGCUUUUAAUGAGAAUGACAGAUCUAUAACACACAUUUCUAUGUGAAUUUGGUCACAUUUUAUUUGUCACAUGCUCCGAAUACAACAGGUGUAGACCUUACCGUGAAAUGCUUACUUACAAGCCCUUAACCAACAAUGCAGUUAGAAUAGAGUUAAGAAAAUAAAUAAAGUUACACAAUAAAAUAACAAUAAUGAGGCUAUAUACAGAAGGUACCGGUACCGAGUCAAUGUGCGGGGGUACAGGUUAGUCGAGGUAAUUUGUAGGAAGGGGUAAAGUGACUAUGCAUAGAUGAGUAGCAGCAGUGUAAAAACAAAGGGUGGGGGGUGUCAAUGCAAAUAAUCCGGGUGGCCAUUUGAUUAAUUGUUCAGCAUUCUUAUGGCUUGUAGGUAGAAGCUGUUAAGAUUCCUUUUGGACCUAGACUUGGCGCUCCGAUACCGCUUGCCUUGCGGUAACAGAGAGAACAGUCUAUGACUUGGGUGACUGGAGUCUUUGACAAUUUUUUGGGCCUUCCUCUGACACCACCUAGUAUAUAGGUCCUGGAUGGCAGGAAGCUUGGCCCCAGUGAUGUACUGGGCUGUACGCACUACCCUCUGUAGCGCCUUAUGGUCGGAUGCCGAGCAGUUACCAUACCAGGCGGUGAUGCAACCGGUCAGGAUGCUCUCGAUGGUGCAGCUGUAUAACUUUUUUGAGGAUCUGGGGACCCAUGCCAAAUCUUUUCUCUCCUGAAGGGGAAAAGGCGUUGUCAUGCUCUCUUCACGACUUUCUUGGUGUGUUUGGACCAUGAUAUUUUGUUGGUGAUGUGGACACCAAGGAACUUGAAACUCUCGGCCCGCUCCACUACAGCCACGUCGAUGUGAAUGGGGCCGUGUUCAGCCCUCCUUUUCCUGUAGUCCACGAUCAUCUCAUUUGUCUUGCUCACGUUGAGGGAGAGGUUGGAUAAGAGCGUCUGCUAAAUGUCUUAAAUGUAAAUGUUGUUACCCUGGCACCACACUGCCAGGUCUCUGACCUCCUCCCUAUUGGCUGUCUCAUCGUUGUCGGUGAUCAGGCCUACCACCGUUGUGUCGUCAGCAAACUUAAUGAUAGUGUUGGAGUCGUGCUUGGCCACGCAGUCGUGGGUGAACAGGGAUUACAGGAGAGGACUAAGCACGUACCCUUGAGGGGCCCCUGUGUUAAGGAUCAACGUUGGCAGAUGUGUUGUUGCCUACCCUUACCACCUGGGGGGUGGUCCGUCAGGAAGUCUAGGAUCCAGUUGCUGAGGGAGGUGUUUAGUCCCAGGGUCCUUAGCUUAGUGAUGAACUUUGUGGGCACUAUGGUGUUGAAUGCUGAGCUGUAGUCAAUGAACAGCAUUCUCACAUAGGUGUUCCUUUUGUCCAGGUGGGAAAGGGCAGUGUGGAGUGCGAUUUGAGAUUGCGUCAUCUGUGGAUCUGUUGGGGCGGUAUGCGAAUUGGAGUGCACGUCCUGGUAAUCCGUCUGGCCCUGCGGCCUUGUGAACUUUGACCUGUUUAAAGGUCUUGCUCACAUCGGCUAUGGAGAGCGUGAUCACACAGUCGUCCGGAACAGCUGGUGCUCUCAUGGAUGCUUCAGUGUUGCUUGCCUCGAAACGUGCAUAAAAGGCAUUGAGCCCGUCUGGUAGGCUCGCGUCACUAUGCAUCUCGCGGCUGGGUUUCCCUUUGUAGUCCGUAAUAGUUUGCAAGCCCUGCCACAUUCGACGAGCAUCAAAGCCGGUGUAGUAGUAUUCAAUCUUAGUCCUUUAUUGAUGCUUUGCCUGUUUUAAUGGUUCGUCUAAGGGCGUAGUGGGAUUUCUUAUAAGCGUCCGGAUUAGUGUCCCACUCCUUGAAAGCAGCAGCUCUAGCCUUUUGCUCGGUGCGGAUGUUGCCUGUAAUCAAUGGCUUAUGGUUGGGAUAUGUAUGUACGGUCACUGUGGGGACGACGUCGUCGAUGCACUUAUUGAUGAAGCUGGUGACUGAGGUGGUGUACUCCUCAAUGCCAUUGGAUGAAUCCCGGAACAUAUUCCAGUCUGCGCUAGCAAAACAGUCCUGUAGUGUAGCAUCCGUAUCAUCUGAUCACUUCCUUAUUGAGCAGGUUAUGUUCAGAUUUCCAAAUGGAGGGCGAGGGAGAGCUUUGUACGUGUCUCUGUGUGUGGAGUAAAGGUGGUCUAGAGUUUUUUUUUUUCUCCUCUGGUUGCACAUGUGACAUGCUGGUAGAAAUUAGGUAAAAUUGAUUUGUUUUCCUGCAUUUAAGUCUACGGCCACUAGGAGCGCCGCUUCUGGAUGAACAUUUACUGCUCGUUGAGUGCGGUCUUAGUGCCAGUGGUGGUAAAUAGACAGCUACAAAAAAUAUAGAUGAAAACUCUCUUGGUAGAUAUUGUGGUCUACAGCUUAUCAUGAGGUACUCUACCUCAGGCGACCAAUACCUCAAGACUACCUUAAUAUUAGACAUCGCGCACCAGCUGUUAUUGACAAAUAGACACACUCCUCCACCCCUCGUCUUAGCAGACGUAGCUGUUCUGUCCUGCCGAUGCACGGAAAACCCAGCCAACUGUAUAUUAUCCAUGUCGUCGUUCAGCCACUACUCAGUGAAACAUAAGAUAUUACCGUUUUUAAUGUCCCGUUGGUAGGAUAGUCUCGAACGGAGCUCAUCCAGUUUAUUCUCCAGUGAUUGCACGUUGGCUAAUAGAACGGAUGGUAGAGGCGGGUUACCCACUCGCCGAUGAAUUCUCACAAGGCACCCUGAUCUCCGCCCCAUGUAUAUCCUUAUUUUCUUCAUGCGAAUGAAGGGGAAUUGGGUCUUGUCUGGGAGCGACAUUAUAUCGCAAUAAAAAAUAUUUUUAAGUGGGAGAACUUGCACAAUUGGUGGCUGACUAAAUACUUUUUUUCCCCACUGUAGCUUUCUUUGUCUCUCCGUUUAUAGCCCUUAUGCCUACAGCCACAUCACUGGGGUUCCCCAUCCACAUGAAAGCUUAGGCUCAACCCCGUCUCAACACAUUCUCAACCCCAUCUCAACACUAUCCCCAUCUCAACCUUAUCUCAACCCCGUCUCAACCCCGUCUCAACCUUAUCUCAACCACACUGUCAGGUACUUUACUUUAACUGAACUGUGACAAAACAAUCAUUCUGUCCCCCCUCUUCUCUUCUCUUCUCUUCCUCUCCUACCUGACUCUGUAUUGGUUGGCAGUGAGGUCAUUGUAAUAGACUGGAAGUCUGUAGGAACAUGCACAGAUGUAAGUGCUCUGAUCCAAUCUCUUUGACAAGGUCAUUGUCACUGGACAGCUUUCACUAUCCCUCAGGCUUGGGUUGGACCACCACCUGUCCAGCAGCACCUGUCCAGCAGCACCUGUCCAGGCCAGCGUGACCUGACCUCCACUGCACCUAGCUGGCCACAGAGGUGAGCUAGGCGUUAUUAGCUAUGGUUAUCUGCCCCCUCGGCUCCCUACCCUGACCUCUGACCUUCUGUCCAUCCAUCAACCUCGACCCUGCCCUCUGCCCAGAGGGGUCAUCUUUGUGUUGGGUCUGUUGACUGCUGCCUGGUUUAUCAAGGCCCACCAGCCUCCCAGUCUUCUCUCUGACUGACUGUGUCUCUGUUGACCUGUGCUGUGGCUCCUGUAGGAAGGAAGGGUCAGGUCAAGCUCUCUCCAGUCUCCAGGCUGGAAUGGUGUGGUGUACUGUCAAGUAUGGAGUCUCAGGAUUUUUCUGUUCGCCACCCUCCCUGAGGGUGGGUGGCUGGGUUGCUAUGGUAGGCUGGGAGCAGGGUUGUCUCGUCACCUGGGAGUUCAGGGGUCAAUUGACUGAUUUCCCUCCCCUUUUUCUGUUGAGGUCAAAUCUUUGCUGCAGGGUUGAACUUUAUUAUAUCUUUCUCUCUGUCGCUCUCUUUCUCUCUCCCUCGCUUUCUCUCUCUGAGACCUCUUGUCUCUCUUCAGCCUCGGGCUUGGGCUUUUCCUCACAUUAUUCAUGAGUAUAUAUGCACACUUAACAUACUCUAUACUCUUCCAAGCUAGCAGUUAAAACUUCAGGGUAAUUGUCAUGUAGGCCUGGACAAUGAGAAGACUGUGCUUAGAAGGGGACAGGGAUAUGAGUGAUAGAUCUCUCACACACACCCUUUAAUAUUCCCUGUCAUCCAUCCUCAUUGACAAAUCUCUAUCCCCCCUGUGGGGUUCUCCCACUAGCUUGGAGACAACUGGACCUGUUGGGAACCGUUGUAACUCACUGAGCCCCAGUAAUGAGUCACUGAACUGGGUUGAUUGAGGCUCUCGACAGGGCCUCCCAUGUUACUGUACAGUAGACGGAGGCUCUCGACAGGGCCUCCCAUGUUACUGUACAGUAGACGGAGGCUCUUGAGAUAGCAUUUUUUAUGAACAAACAACAGAAUGGAGGGAAUGCUGGUCUUCAGCGGCUGUCAGUAUAGGGCUCUGAUCUUCAGCAGGCUGUCAAUAAGGCAAGCAGACAGGCCCCUAAGGCAAGCAGACAGGCCCCUAAGGCAAGCAGACAGGCCCCUAAGGCAAGCAGACAGGCCCCUAAGGGGCUCUCUUUUUAGCUUUCUAUUAAUCUCAUGCUGACUGUCUCUAUGCAUCUCCCUUUAUCUCCCCUCUCAUGCUAACUGUCACUAUGCAUCUCCCUUUAUCUCCCCUCUCAUGCUGACUGUCUCUAUGCAUCUCCCUUUAUCUCCCCUCUCAUGCUGACUGUCUCUAUGCAUCUCCUUUUAUCUCCCCUCUCAUGCUGACUGUCUCUAUGCAUCUCCCUUUAUCUCCCCUCUCAUGCUGACUGUCUCUAUGCAUCUCCCUUUAUCUCCCCUCUCAUGCUGACUGUCUCUAUGCAUCUCCCUUUAUCUCCCCUCUCAUACUGACUGUCUCUAUGCAUCUCCUUUUAUCUCCCCUCUCAUGCUGACUGUCUCUAUGCAUCUCCUUUUAUCUCCCCUCUCAUGCUGACUGUCUCUAUGCAUCUCCCUUUAUCUCCCCUCUCAUGCUGACUGUCUCUAUGCAUCUCCCUUUAUCUCCUCUCUCAUGCUAACUGUCACUAUGCAUCUCCCUUUAUCUCCUCUCAUGCUGACUGUCUCUAUGCAUCUCCCUUUAUCUCCCCUCUCAUGCUGACUGUCUCUAUGCAUCUCCCUUUAUCUCCCUCUCAUGCUGACUGUCUCUAUGCAUCUUCCCUUUAUCUCCCCUCUCAUGCUGACUGUCUCUAUGCAUCUCCCUUUAUCUCCCUCUCAUGCUGACUGUCUCUAUGCAUCUCCCUUUAUCUCCCUCUCAUGCUGACUGUCCUGAUGCAUCUCCCUUAUCUCCCCUCUCAUGCUGACUGUCUCUAUGCAUCUCUUUUAUCUCCCCUCUCAUGCUGACUGUCUCUAUGCAUCUCCCUUUAUCUCCCCUCUCAUGCUGACUGUCUCUAUGCAUCUCCCUUUAUCUCACCCUCUCAUGCUGACUGUCUCUAUGCCAUCUCCCUUUAUCUCCCCUCUCUACUUACUGACUGUCUCUAUGCAUCUCCUUUAUCUCCCCUCUCAUGCUGACUGUCUCAUGCAUCUCCUUUUAUCUCCCCCUCAUGCUGACUGUCGCUAUGCAUCUCUCCUUUAUCUCCCUCUCAUGCUGACUGAUCUAUGCAUCUCCCUUUAUCUCCCCUCUCAUACUGACUGUCUCUAUGCAUCUCCUUUAUCUCCCUCUCAUGCUGACUGUCUCUAUGCAUCUCCUUUAUCUCCCCUCUCAUGCGACUGUCGCUAUGCAUCUCCCUUUAUCUCCCCUCUAUGCUGACUGUCCUAUGCAUCUCCCUUUAUUCCUCUCUCAUGCUAACUGUCAUGCAUCUCCUUUAUCUCCCUCUCAUGCUGAUGUUCUAUGCAUCCCUUUAUCCCCCUUAUGCGACUGUCUCUAUGCAUCUCCCUUUAUCUCCCUCUCAUGCUGAUGUCUCUAUGCAUCUCCCUUUAUCUCCCCUCUCAUGCUGACUGUCUCUAUGCAUCUCCCUUUAUCUCCCUCUCAUGUGACUGUCUCUAUGCAUCUCCCUUUAUCUCCCCUCUCAUGCUGACUGUCUCUGCAUCUCCCUUUAUCUCCCCCUCUCAUGCUGACUGUCUCUAUGCAUCUCCCUUUAUCUCCCCCUCUCAUGCUGACUGUCACUAUGCAUCUCCCUUUAUCCCGCCUCUCAUGUGACUGUCUCUAUGCAUCUCCCUUUAUCUCCCCUCUCAUGCCUGAAUGUCCCUAUGCAUCUCCCCUGUAUCUCCCCUCUCAUGCUGACUGUCCUCUAUGCAUCCUCCCUUUAUAUUCCCCUCUCAUGCUGACUAGUCUCUAUGCAUAUCCCUUUUAUCUCCCCUCUCAUGUGACUGUCUAUGCAUCUUCUCCAUUUAUCUCCCCUCUCAUGCUGACUGUCUCUAUGCAUCUCCUUUUAUAUACCCCUCUCAUGCUGACUGUCUCUAUGCAUCCCCCUUUUAUCUUCUCCCCUCUCAUGAUGGACUGUCUCUAUAUUGCAUCUCCCUUUAUCUCCCCUCUCAUGCUGACUGUCUCUAUGCAUCUCCCUUUAAUCUCCCCUCUCAUGCUACUGUCCGCUAUGGCAUCUCCCUUUAUCUCCCCUCUCACUGACUGUCUCUAUGCAUCCUCCCUUUAUCUCCCCCCUCUCAUGCUGACUGUCUCUAUGCAUCUCCCUUUAUCUCCCCUCUCAUGCUGACUGUCUCUAUGCAUCUCCUUUAUCUCCACUCUCAUGCUGACUGUCUCUAUGCAUCUCCCUUUAUCUCCCCUCUCAUGCUGACUGUCUCUAUGCAUCUCACCUUUAUCUCCCCUCUCAUGCUGACUGUCCUCUAUGCAUCUCCGUUUAUCUCCCCCCUCUCAUGCGACUGUCUCUAUGCAUCUCCCUUUAUCUCCACUCUCAUGCUGACUGUCUCUAUGCAUCUCCCUUAUCUCCACUCUCAUGCUGACUGUCUCUAUGCAUCUCCCUUUAUCUCCCCUCUCAUGCUGACUGUCUCUAUGCAUCUCCCUUUAUCUCCCCUCUCAUGCUGACUGUCUCUAUGCAUCUCCCUUUAUCUCCCCUCUCAUGCUGACUGUCUCUAUGCAUCUCCCUUUAUCUCCCCUCUCAUGCUGACUGUCUCUAUGCAUCUCCCUUUAUCUCCCCUCUCAUGCUGACUGUCUCUAUGCAUCUCCCUUUAUCUCCCUCUCAUGCUGACUGUCUCUAUGCAUCUCCCUUUAUCUCCCCUCUCAUGCUGACUGUCUCUAUGCACUCCCUUUAUCUCCCCUCUCAUGCUGACUGUCUCUAUGCAUCUCCCUUUAAUCUCCCCUCUCAUGCUGACUGUCUCUAUGCAUCUCCCUUUAUCUCCCCUCUCAUGCUGACUGUCUCUAUGCAUCUCCCUUGAUCUCCCCUCUCAUGCUGACUGUCUCUAUGCAUCUCCCCCCCCUUUUUUAUUCUCUCCCUCUCAUGCUGACUGUCUAUAUGCAUCUCCCAUUUAUCUCCCCUCUCAUGCUGACUGGUCUCUAUGCAUCUCCCUUUAUCUCCCCUCUCAUGCUGACUGGUCCUCUAUGCAUCUCCCUUUAUCUCCCCUCUCAUGCUGACUGUCUCUAUGCAUCUCCCUUUAUCUCCCCUCUCAUGCUGACUGUCUCUAUGCAUCUCCCUUUAUCUCCCCUCUCAUGCCUGACUGUCUCUAUGCAUCUCCCUUACUCCCCUCUCAUGCUGACUGUCUCUAUGCAUCUCCCUUUAUCUCCCCCCUUCAUGCUGGACUGUCUCUUAUGCAUCUCCCUUAUCUCCCCUCUCAUGCUGACUGUCUCUAUGUGCAUCUCCCUUUAUCUCCCCUCUCAUGCUGCUGUUCUCUAUGCAUCUCCCCUUUAUCUCCCCUCUCAUGCUGACUGUCUCUAUGCAUCUCCCCUUUAUUCCCCUCUCAUGCUGACGGUCUCUAUGCAUCUCCCUUUAUCUCCCCUCUCAUGCUGAUGUCUCUAUGCAUCUCCCUGGAUCUCCCCUCUCAUCUGACUGUCUCUAUGCAUCUCCCUUUAUCUCCCCUCUCAUGCUGGCUGUCUUCUAUGCAUCUCCCUUUAUCUACCCCUCUCAUGCUGACUGUCUCUAUGCAUCUCCCUUUAUCUCCCCUCUCAUGCUGACUGUCUCUAUGCAUCUCCCUUUAUCUCCCCUCUCAUGCUGACUGUCUCUAUGCAUCUCCCUUUAUCUCCCCUCUCAUGCUGACUGUCUAAUUAAUUCACCCGUGACGCUGCAGACACAGACCGCUCCAGGUAGUUCAUUCACAGCAGCCCAUCUUAGAUCAGACAGACAGACAGACACCUGAGAGAGCAGCUGGCCUGCUGCCAACUGCAGGAUCAAGCAAGGCAACCUCAGAGAGAAACGAGGGAGAGGGGGAGGGAGGAGAAACUAAUCCUAAAAACACAGUGGUGCUUUUGGCUGUAGGCCUGUAUUACUGUCAAGUGUGGGUGUCAGUGGUUUAGUACUUGUGACAUCCACUCUAAAGAAAAGCAGAUCAGAUCUCUCUCCCCUGAGAACUAUUUCCAUGCACAAAUGACAAGCUCAAUUCUCUAAACUGAAUGAAAACCUAUACCUGUAACCCUAACCUGUAAAUAACCAUAAUAGUUCCUGGAAACACACUGCACUGUAUCGUAAUUGCUGCUUUUAGGGAUAAUAUUGUUAACAUUAAGCCGUUAAUCUUUGUGGUGUUUGUUCUGUCAGUCUGAUGCCUGUCAUUUCUGUUUCUGGUUGUAACAAGGCAUCAUGUGCUGCUACUAGCUAUUAGCAUGAACACAUUAGCCUUUAGCACUGUUAGAAUAAAGCCAUUUUAACCCUUUUUUCCCCCAAUUCCUGCCCUUUCUGUUUGUGUUUGUAGUUGUUUGAGUCUGUAUCUGUGGCAUAGUGUGAUGCAGCUAGAUUGCCCCCCCCCCACCCUGUUUCCUGUUUCCUGUCGUCCACGGUUAGCUCCUUGGUCUUACUGACGUUGACGUGAUGUGAUGGAGAUAAAGAUAAUACGUCUCUCAGUAUUCAUCGAAGGGAACAUUUUAUAUCAAGUUCGCCUCAGAUCUUUAUAUAGUAUUUAGCCAAAAUGCUGGCCCCACAGGGCUCCCUUGGAAAAAGAGAUAUAUCUCAGUAGGACUCACCUGGUUAAAUAAAGGAUAAAUGACCGUCAAUAUCGGCAAUUGUUUUUUACGUUGGUGUCUCAGUCACCCUAGCGGUGGAGUUGGAAUCUUUUCUUUUGACACGCUAGUCACUUUGCGUUAGCGUGGCUAACUGUAGCUUAGACUCUGUCCUGUACAGUGGUGAAUGGUGGCCUGUGGAGAGCACUCUGUCUACCCAGUAUCACCAGGGAAGUGGUGAAUUAAAGCUGAACUUUAAAGCCUCGGUUUAAAUUUUCCUUAUUAGGAAAUGCGUCUGAGAACGAGAUUUGGGUCAUGGAGUCGUGCUUUGAUGUGGGUGUGUUCGAAUGUGUGUGUUCGAAUGUGGGAAGCGUUUGUACUUUCACUCUGCCAAAACAGUACACAGUUACAGUCACUCAACCUUCUAGAUACAUUGAAACAGUCUAACCAGGGCCUUGUGUCUGGAAGUAGCCUAGACUAGCUAGCAAGCUAGCCAACUUUUCAUUUAAAAAAACAAAUAUUGUCCCGUGUACAUUGUAUAAUUAAUUGACGGUCCCUAACUAGCCCCAUAGGAAUAUCGAAUGUCAAACAAAAUUGACCAUGGGCAUUAUGAUCGAGUCGCUUGCAGCUGCGCUCCGAAUUGAUGAUACACUUGGAUUGAAAUAAACCCAACCCAAGGAAAACUGUUACGGUACCCUUCAUUCCUUGACAUUAUCUCGCAAAUAUCAGUUUUGGACGAGACUGACUUUAUGAACAAAAUUAUCGUAUUUACACUCUGUAGUCAAUUUUGACACUACGAUAUAUUUUUCCGACUCUUAUCGAUGCCACAUAGGCCAUUUUCACCCAGAGAAGUUCUUUAUUGCCUUCAGUUGCUCUUUAAGCCAUUGAGUGUUCAUUAGAGAACAGCUGUUUAUGUUGGCACACGAGCAUGGUAGUGGGAUUAGCACACACAGGCUCAGAUAAACCAGGCCCAGCGGUUUAGAAAUGUGUGACGCUCGUACUGCCUCUGAGGGUUUUUUAUCUGGCUAUCUUGGUUUUACUGUCUGUUUUGUGACUUUUUCUGAAACGAGAUACUAGUUAUUUUGACUAUGACACACAAAAAACGUCUGUUGUACUACAGUGACACAUGAAAUAAUUUGCUAUGUGGAACCUCCUCUUCCUUCAUGGAACCAUCACUUCCCUCAUGGAACUUCCCUCAUGGAACCAUCACUUCCCUCAUGGAACCAUCACUUCCCUCAUGGAACCAUCACUUCCCUUAUGGAACCUCCUCUUCCCUCAUGGAACCAUCACUUCCCUCAUGGAACCUCCUCUUCCCCCAUGUUGUUCAUCAAUACUGUAUCAAGCACCAGUGUAUGAUGUCGUUAUGUCCGUGACCGUGUAUGAUGUCAUUAUGUCCCUGACCGUGUAUGAUGUCAUUGUGUUGCCUGCCUCCUCUAAACUCUGUAUUUUUAUUCUCUUCUCAGCUGGAAUGUCCUGAGUCGGUCCCCUGGCCCAGAGAAGAACUCCCAGCAGCAGCCAGCGCUGAUGGGACCUGCUUCUCCACUAUGAGCCUUCAAGAUGGUGGCUGCGGCUAUGCUAGGGCCAACGCUAAUGCCAGUGUGGUGGCUAACGCGGCUAGCGGCAGCAUGCGGCGGCGCCUGGAGGACCAGGAGUUCACCCUGCGCGUCUACCCGGGCGCCCUGGCCGAGGGCACCAUCUACUGCCCCGUGGGCGCCCGCAAGAGCACCACGGCUGCCGAGGCCAUCGAGCUCCUGCUGGAGCGCCUGCGUCUGGACCGCACCAAAUGCUACGUGCUAGCCGAGGUGAAGGAGUUCGGUGGGGAGGAGUGGAUCCUCAACCCCAGCGACUACCCUGUCCAGCGGAUGAUGCUGUGGCCCCGCAACGCCCUGGAGAACCGCUGCGGCCUGGGCAGUGGCGAGGACUACCGCUUUCUGCUCCGAGAGAAGAACCUGGACGGUUCCAUCCAUUAUGGAGGGAGUCUCCAGAUGUGGCUGCGAGUGACCGAGGAGCGCCGCCGCAUGGUGGAACGGGGUUUUCUGCCCCAGCCCGCAGGGGGCGAGCACCCGUCCGACCUGUGCUCUCUCCCUGAGCUGACGGAGCGUGCCCUGCUGGAGAGCCUGCGCGCACGCUUCCGCCAGGAGAGGAUCUACACCUACGUAGGCUCCAUCCUCAUCGUCAUUAACCCCUUCCAGUUCCUCCCCAUCUAUAACCCCAAGUAUGUCAAGAUGUAUGACAACCACGCUCUGGGAGAACUGGAGCCGCACAUCUACGCGGUGGCGGACGUGGCCUACCACGCCAUGCUGCAGCGGCGGAGGAACCAGUGCAUCGUCAUCUCCGGCGAGAGCGGCUCGGGGAAGACCCAGAGCACCAACUUCCUGAUUCAUCACCUCACCGCCCUCAGCCAGAAGGGAUUUGCCAGUGGGGUGGAGCAGAUCAUCUUGGGUGCGGGGCCUGUGUUAGAGGUAAGGACGUGA
Molecule: messenger RNA, 18336 nt
Organism: Coregonus sp. 'balchen'
Lineage: Eukaryota; Metazoa; Chordata; Actinopteri; Salmoniformes; Salmonidae
Source: the annotation of a GenBank genome assembly